UGGGGAGGUUAGGGGGUGCUGGUAAUGUUCCUUGUCGGGUAUCAGUUAUCAACUCUUAAACCCUCGAACUUUCUCCUGAAAAUUUUACCCUACACCCUAGUGUAGGGUGUGUUCCCUACACCCCCCCUAUGCUACGUCGUUUUGUAGCUGGUAUUGAGUUCUCAUGUGCAGCUUCUUUCCUUUUGCGAUUCUUUCCUUUUUUUUUUUUUUUUUUUUUUCUUUUUUUCUUUUUUUCUUUUCUUCCUCUUUUUUCCUUUUUCCUUUGAUUCUUAUUAUUCAAUUUAUGUAUAUAUAUGAUUUUAAACCCUAUUUUUUCUCUCUCUUCAAUUGAUCAACCAACCUCCAUUUUUGAUCUACAUUUUUCUCUCGCUAAUUCAUCUUCUUCAUUUGAUUUUUUGAACGAAUUCGUUAAUUGUUACCGAUCAUCAAUGGCGAAUUCUGCAUCUGGAGAUUGCGUUGAUUUUGAUCGCGAUUGCGAGCGUGUGUUUCCUUCUGGACUUCGUUUCGUUGAUUCGUUUGUGCAACAAUUGGAAAAAAAUGAUGAUAUUAUGUAUUUAGAAGCAGAACAGUCUGAAUUAAAGGAUAAAGAAUUUAAAUCUGAAGAUGAAGCUUUCGAAGCGUAUAAUGAAUAUGCUUUUAGGAAAGGUUUUGGAAUUCGAAUUGGGAAGAGUAAGAGAAGAAGAGAUGAUUCUUUUUUGAUGAAAAGAUUUGUUUGUUGUAAUGAGGGAUUCAAAGAUAAUAAGUGUAAGAAUAAAAGGAUUUAUGAGAAGUUGGAUCAUCGAACUGGUUGUUUAGCUUUUGUGCAGUUUCAUAUUGAUCAUUUAGGGGUCUAUACAUGUACAAGACAUGAAAUGGUUCAUAAUCAUGCUAUGAUUCCUCCUGAAAAAAGGCAUUUGAUAAGGUCUCAAAGAGAUGUGAAUAAAGAGCAGCUUCUUUUCAUUUCAACAAUGAAAUUGAGUGGAGUCAAAGUUACUGAUUCUUUGAGGGUUCUAAAGAAGGAGGUUGGGGGAUCUCCUAAUCUUUGUUUUACUGCUUCUGAUGCUUAUAAUGCAUUGUCAUCUGAAAAAGCUGCCCAAAUUGAAGGAUGUGAUGGUAACCAAUUGAUUAAAUAUUUUGCCAAGAGACAUGUGGAUGAGACAGAUUUUUAUUAUGAUUUUGAACAAGAUGAUAGUGGUGCUUUAGUUAGUUUUUUUUGGCGUGAUGGUAGGAUGAUGAGAGAUUAUCAUUACUUUGGAGAUUUGUUGGUUUUUGAUACAACUUAUAGAACUAAUAAAUAUGGAAUGAUAUGUGCUCCAUUUGUUGGGAUGAACCAUCAUGGUAACAAUGUCAUGUUUGGUAUGGGUUUUAUUCUUAAUGAGCGCACCGAGUCUUUUGAUUGGUUGUUUGAUACAUUUUUGCACUCAAUGGGGAGGAAAAGUCCCAUUACAAUUAUGACUGAUCAAGCACAAGCGAUUGCAGCGGGUAUAAGAAACAUUUUUCCUUCAACUGUUCAUCAUCGUUUAUGUGUAUGGCAUCUUGAACAAAAUUCUAAGAAACACAUUGGAGCAUUGAGAGCUUUGGAAGGCUUUACAGAUUUGUUUGGAUAUCUUUUGAAGUAUUGUGAAACUCCUGCUGAAUUUGAAUAUUUCUGGAAAAGGAUGUGUGAUAAAUACAAAUGUGAAAAUGAUGAUUGGUUAUGUGAUUUGUAUAAAAUAAAGGAAAUGUGGUGUCCUGCUUAUUCUAAGAAGUAUUGGUCUGGUGGUAUAUUGUCUUCUCAACGUAGUGAAACUACUAAUAAGUCAGUUUCACAACGUCUUAAUAAGACUCAAGGUUUAUGUGAUUUUUAUCAUGUUUUUCUUGAUGUCAUUUCUGAGUGGAGAAGUAAGGAAGGUGCAAGAGAUUACAAUACUCUGAGGGGUAAUAGGCACCUAGCUUUUGCUAAUAUUGGUAUAUUAGUUCAUGCAAGAUCAUUGUACACUAUUCAAGCUUAUGUUCUUUUUGAAGAGGAGUUCAUUAGGGGGACAGCUUAUGAUCAUGUUGAUAAUGGUUUGCGUUUUCCAGAAUAUUCAUAUCUUCUUUGGAGGCCUGGGAAGGAUAUAAUUAAGCAUGAAGUUGUUUUUAAUAAGGAAACACAUGCAAUUUGUUGCACAUGCAUGUACUUUAGUGAGACUGGUUUACUUUGUUCUCAUUCUCUUCGAGUAUAUCAUUUGCAUUGUGUGCGUAAUAUUCCACAAGAGUAUAUAAUGAAACGAUGGACAAAGGCUGCCAUGUGUAGUCAUGGUAUUGAAGAACCUACUUUGAGGACAAAUGUUGUGGCUACUAGUGUUUGGAGGUCACAAACAAUCAGAAAGUUUGUUAAGUUGAUAACAAGUUGUCAGAAUUCUUUGAAUGCAAGGGCAGAGGUUGAGUGUUAUUUCAAUCUGUUAAAAGAAAAGGUUGAGAGUGUAUCAGGUGUAAUUGACUUUAGUGAACCUGUUAAAGAGGUUGAAAUUGUUGAUCUUGAGAUCAAGAAUCCUCCAAAAGCUAGGCCUAAAGGUGAGAGGAAUGUAAGGCCUAAGAGUACCUUGGAGAAGCAGUGUAACAAGGCAAAGGGUAAUUUCAAGAGGAAAAAGUCUCUGUACACUCCUUACAAAAGGGGUAUAGGGCAAGCAGUUGUACAGGUCGGCUUAAAAUCAGCUGUUGUAGAAGAAAUUCCUUCUAGUUCUAAGGAAUCAAAUCAUAGUAUUUCCAAUGAUUUUGAUCAGGCUACUGGUGAAAGCUCUCUUUCAUCUAUCAUAUCUAUUGAUGUUGAUAUUUCAUCUAUUGCUAAGGCGAAGGAUUUAAAUCUUGAAGGUGUUUCUGCUGUUCAACCUUGUUCUAAUUUUGGUGCAAAUAAAGGUGCUUCUGGUGUUAAAACUUACUCUCAAAUUAAUCCAAGAGUUCCAAUUCAUACUAGUGCGUCAACAAAAUCUCCUGUUGUUAUUCAACCUACUGUUCCCAGGAAUGUUCAAAAUCAAACUCAGAAUUGUUCAAACACCAAUCCAGAAAUGAUCAUAUCCAACUCCAGGAAUGUUCAAUCAACAAAUGUUCAAGUUAUUUCUCCUACGGUUCAAAUAAAUGAUCAAGGAUUUCCUGUUCAGAAUGUUCAAGUUACUCCUCCCACAGUUCAAAGAAAUGAUCAAGGUGCUCGUGUUCCAAUUCUUCAAUCAAGAAAUGUUCAAUUAGGUUCUAAAAAGAUUUCUUCUAAAUAUGAUAGGUUGUUAGCCUUUUUUGAUACAAGUGUAGCUAAACGUUUGGCUAAUAAAGAUAAAUAAUUAGUAUUCCAGAACUUUAUAAA
This is a messenger RNA of Chenopodium quinoa (quinoa), 3295 nucleotides long. RefSeq names its product protein FAR1-RELATED SEQUENCE 7-like. NCBI's taxonomy places the organism in Eukaryota, Viridiplantae, Streptophyta, Magnoliopsida, Caryophyllales, Amaranthaceae. Gene Ontology annotation, molecular function: zinc ion binding. The transcript has 6 exons. Gene Ontology annotation, biological process: regulation of DNA-templated transcription. The coding region runs from base 294 to 3272 and encodes 992 amino acids. The record is from RefSeq and is a predicted model, not a curated record.